ACUGCGUGACCGUGGCACGUCAUGCGCAAACAACCGUUCAAAAUGGCGGCUGAUUACCGAUAAGGGAGCUUUUGUAUAUGGUUUCACCGAUUCCCUGCUUACUUCCCCUGAGUGCACUUGCGCAAACGAGGCCACAGCAUCUCAGAACUUAAACCUGGAGCCAUGUUUAAGAAUGAAUUCCAGGGAGGGCCGUUCGUGGAGGUGUUUAGCGCUCAGGGAAGAGAUCCUGUAUCCAAAUGGCGACUCUGUGGAAACGCGUCCACGGCGAAGAAAAUAUUCGACCGGGAUGUUAAAAGCUAUGUUUUUAUCCUCGAGGGAGAGUCCACUACUACGAAAAUGAGUAUUCCAAAAGAUGAGAAGCAAUCGCUGUUUCUUAUACAAAAAUAUCUGAUUCUACAACUCUUUGUACCUCUUGGUCAUUCGUUCUCGUUCGAGCUUGGCAUCACAGAUAUGGGCAAUAACAAACGAAGAAUCUUCAUGUCUUCAAGUCAUAGAGAAGUGACUGUUACACCACUUCAUGCCAGAUUUCCACUAAGCAUUCUUAGACUUGGCGUUUGGCUGAAUUUGUGUUUGGACUUAAACUCACUAGUUGGGGAGACAUUCAAAGGCCAAGCUUUCAAAGUGUUAGAAAGCUUAACUGUGUCGGCAAAUUGUCAUUUAAGAAAGAUUUUUACGAUGAAAACACAACCACCAGACACCACUGAUGACGAUAACCUUUAUGGAUCUCACACUAACAGUGGCGAGGUGGAAGCAAUACCAAAAGCAAUGCAGUUUACAACGAUCCCUGACUUACAACAUUACACCCAGGUCAUCAAUAUCACCAAGUUGCGACUGGCAGACCUUCAUGCGAGAGAAGUAGCAGGACUCCCCCCACCCUCUACCCCAACCAUCUCUGAGAUGGACAGUACUAAGCAAGAGGAAAGACAAACUCAUAUUGCUUUCGGCUCCAGAGUUGCUAUCCCUAAACAUGCUCGUAAACCAUCCAGGGAAGGCUCUUCUGUUGGCAGGUCCUCAUCCAACAUGCUGAACAGGAGCAGUUCUGUCACGCAGCUACGCUCUUCCUCUCCGCAUGACAUUGAUACUGCUAGAGACAAGGAUCAUAGGAUAAUUCCUUUUCAAAGGUCCAUGUCCGAUGCAAGUGAGAUUGAGAAUGUUAAAAGUCCACUAGAAGUUGAGGCUGUCCCAACAGCAAUUCAACCACGCCCACCUCGCACAGGGUCAGGCAAUAAGAGCUUGAGGAGACCUGUUAGAGUACGAGGGGGCAGUGGGGGCAAGGGAGGAAGAGGUUCUAGAAACAUGUCAACUUCAGAUCAACCUAGUUCUCAGGAAAAUACUUCAGGCUAUCGUCAAAAAAAGGAUUCAAUAUCUGAAGGCAGUGAGAAGUAUGAAAAAGACUCAGAUUCUUGUUCAGAAUCUAUUUCUAGAUCUCAAAGUGAGAGUUCAUUGAAAGCAUCAGGGAAUGACAGUAGUCUAGGAGAAAGCUUUAAAAAGUUGAACAUCAAUGGACAGAGACAAAAACCUGAGAAAUAUGGUACUUCAAUGUCUAAGCAGAAUGCAAUGUUUACGUUUGCAUCCAAACCCAGAAGAGCUCCUAGGUCACCCAGGGCGAGGAAAAACAGGAAAGAUGAUUUCGUGAGUAGUCCUGUUGAAAGCAAAACAAACAAUUUAAAGUCUCCAAAUAUUGUUGUCACUGCCGGCCCUGAUAUGAAGGCGUCCGAGUGCUCCCCCAAGCAGAGGGGAAGGAAGGAGAGUGAAAGAUCUGAAUAUGAGGAGGAUUUCUAUCGUGCAUCUGGGGAGAGCUCAGAAGAAGAGGACCUGCAGAAGCUACUAAAGACUAGUAGUGCCUCUCGUACAAGCUCUAGAGGGUCGCGGCGCAGCCCAUUUGACACCCCAGAACCACCUCAGACACCUCAUGUGCUGCGAACCAGCAUCAAGAGCAGUCUGCUGAAAGAGAUCCCUAAAGCAUCACUACCAGUCAAGAGUUAUGACUCCAAAGCCUACCAAUCAACUGCUAGCUCAUGGAGAAAUUACCAGUCAGAGGCUGGGAGCUCAUGGCGCUUUGACACCUCAGACUCCAGCAGCUCUCUACUGGAUCAGUCUCUCAACAGCUCGAUCGGAGAUCAUGUCUUUCAUGGUGACCACCAUGGCAGUAACGGGCUGGGUAAACCUGGCAGGGUCAUCCAUGUUGAUGGCGAAUCAUCGGAUGAUAGUGAUGAAAGUUGUAGCACGUGGAAGGUGCCACCCCCUCCGAGUCACAGGGUGCAUCGUUAUCAGGACGAGAUGAUGCAUCCAGGCUCUGAGCCAGACCUGUCUGCUACUCUGCCUAUGGACCCCAGGGCCUAUACUGAUGUAUUUAGCCCGCCUAUUAUCAUGCCUAGCGAAAAGCUGUCAGAUCAUGGCAGUCAGAAUUUCAUCACCUCUGCCUUAUCCCCCUCAAACAGCAUGAACCAGAACACCCAGCCAAGAAGUCAUAACCACAGCAUAAGCUCUGAUCACAGUGAACACAAGGACAAUGAACUGGAGUUAGACCUGCUGUAUGAUCCAUGUCUAAAUUGCUACUUUGACCCUAAGACAAACAAAUAUUACGAGCUUGCCUAGGUCAAACAGGCAUUUUAGGGUUUUUAGAAAAAGUAUACACUGGGGGGGGGGGGGGGGUAUUUAGAAAAAGAUUGUUAAGGAGUAAUUUUGCCCUCACUUUUUAUUUGAAUAUCGAUAGUUAUUCUUUCUCAAAACAUUAACAGCCUUCUGCUGUCAUAAGCAGAUGUCUGUUGGGUGUUUUGCUCAUCUACUUACAAGGAAGGAAACUAAUUUUUAAAGAGCUUAAACUUUGUAAAGGCUAUUCAGAGACUGAAACAGUAUACUGUUGUGGCUCUUUGAAUGUACAUAACAUUUGUAUUACAUCAAAAGUACUUAGAGAGAACAUGUCUUAUUCAUCUUAGAGGGGUAGUACUUAUGUGCUGAUUUAAUUUAUUAGUCCAAAAGUGUAAAUUAUACCAUGUUCUAUAAAUCCAUUAAAACCACAACCCUUGCAUGGAAAAAA
This is a messenger RNA of Nematostella vectensis (starlet sea anemone), 3040 nucleotides long. RefSeq names its product protein CFAP20DC. The record is from RefSeq and is a predicted model, not a curated record. The coding region runs from base 163 to 2598 and encodes 811 amino acids. NCBI's taxonomy places the organism in Eukaryota, Metazoa, Cnidaria, Anthozoa, Actiniaria, Edwardsiidae. The transcript has 6 exons.